Bipolaris oryzae ATCC 44560 is the source of this 1935-nucleotide messenger RNA. RefSeq lists its product as uncharacterized. The coding region runs from base 1 to 1935 and encodes 644 amino acids. The record is from RefSeq and is a predicted model, not a curated record. NCBI's taxonomy places the organism in Eukaryota, Fungi, Ascomycota, Dothideomycetes, Pleosporales, Pleosporaceae. The transcript has a single exon.
AUGGUUUUUGCUUUUCUUAUGGGAAUUGUUUUUGCAUUCUUCCAACAUCUUCUAUACACUGCCCUGCAUCACAAGGAGGAACCCGAUGAAAACAAAAAGUUCCGCUUGGUUCUCUACGGCCGCAUGCUAGCCUAUCUCUCCAAGGUCGCAUUCGGAGGGUGCGUUGUUCUGGUCUUCCGACAGCGACUAUGGAGGACGUUUCGAGAGCGGGCAUUGACGGUGCUCUCCAUUGACCAGCUCUUUGGCGCAACAGAAGACCCUUCUCUUUUUGCAAAUUGGGAGGCCAUUACCAACGCUCCUAUUCUUGUAUUCGUUGCUGGGAUCAUCUGGCUAAUACCCUUGGCAACAAUCAUCUUCUCACCUGGCGCCCUCACCUUCGGUACCUACCUUGAUUUUGAGGCUGUCGACAUUGUAGUUCCGACGCUUAAUUUUUCGAUGGAAUCCACUAAGAACUGGCGUUACCCAAUUAAGAUGGCUGACGGAAGCAACAAGAAAUCCGUAAUGUAUUACAAUACCACUGAUAUCGCUGGCACAGCACCGGGCUGGUUCGAUUACUAUGACCAACCGUCUGCAGAGUUGGUACGGAUUGGAGUUUUGCUGGCGUACAGCAACAUGGAUCAUCCAAACAUCCAGCAAGGCGCUCGACAACAGGCUUGUGGAGGGCAAUACAACUGCACAUACGAACAGACCUUUUAUGGACCUGGUUAUCAAUGCGAGGAGAUUAAUGACGAGAACAAACUUCGCGAAUUAGACGCACCGUUCAAUCAUAGCAGGAUAGCUCCUCAGGGACGGGCGGCCUACUUUGCUGAGGUUGAUAUUGGGGACUACAAACGGCCACAAGCUGAUGAGUUCCGCAAAGGGCCCGGUGGACUACCUCUUGGUGAAGCACCUGAAAGUUUGGGUGUUUUCAAAUCAGAACCCAUACUAUGGAUUGGUUACACUACGAAUUCGACGGAAAGACUCUCUCCUGACGACCCUCUUGCAAAGCACUGGACCCAUCGCUUUGACUCUCACAUUAUCCGAUGUGUGCACAUGGAGACCAAGUACACGGUGAAGUGGAAUUAUACAGAGCCAUUCUUUAAGUCGAUGGCGAAGCGAGAAUAUCUUACCCCAAUUGUGGAUACAAAUUUCACUCAUGGCCUUUAUGGGCUAACAAACCACACGCGAGACCCUGAGCCAGCAACGAACUACAUCAGCCCACGCGACGAUGUGGGUCUCUACAAGAAAACCGCCGCCUACCAUGCUCUAGGUUCCAUGUUUCGAGGGUUUCUUCGCGGGCACGUCGAUGUCGACCCCCCUCUACCAGGACCAUACUACUCUCAAGUCUAUUCCGACGUCACCAAGACACGACUAGUGCACAAGAAUGCAGAGCCGAAGAAAAACCUAGGAACUGAGAUUGAAUCCUUCUACUCAGACAUGGUCCUCUCUCUGUUCUCAGCGCCGGAAAUGCUCGCCGUUAAUGAAGAGAAGCUCACAGUCGAGCGAACGCGACUCCAGUCUUCUUUCGUCUACGUACCAGAACGACUAUGGAAAUGCUACAUUCCCGUCAUUUUCGUCACGCUAUGUAUACUUCUCUUUGGACUGUUUACUAUCUGGGAAGACGGAACGACCUUUUCCGCUGGAUUCUCGCGUAUUCUCGUCACCACGCGAAACAUGACUUUGGACAAUAUCAGUCGUGGCGCGUGUCUUGGAAAUGAUCCCUUUCCGAUGGAGCUCAUGAACACGAGGCUCCAGUUUGGCGCUCUUGCCGAUGGCAGUGAUCCUCCUGCAUACUCAAGCGGGGAGUACCAAGGUGCAGGUGGAGUUCAGAGCAUUGGUCAUUGUGCAUUCGGUGUUGCAUCUGAGGUUGGGCCCAUUUACAAAGGCAUGCCUUAUGCUGGUCUCAACCGCCCAGAUAAGAAAAGGAUUGCGUAUUCCGACAUGGAAAGUGGAUAG